UAAAAGAGCACAAUGUUUUCCCCCCCUCCUUCAAAGUGCGUGCCUCUUCCACUUUUGCUCCGUGUGCCGUACUGCUCGGACACGAAUAUUGGAUUCUCCAUUCUCUGUUUUUGCCUGAUACUUUGAGAUAGUGUGCAGCUAAACACCUCUCCAUUCGCCCAUCUCGUCUCCAAGUAAAGAUGUCAGCCAAGUUUUACACAACUGCUCUUGUCGUGCUCCUUCGCUUCCUCAUAGCUUGCGUUGUUGCCACCCAUGCCUCGAUUGAACGUCGGUGGUAUGAUAUCCAGUAUCAGGGAAGCGCUAGUUACUACGGUGAUGGAUACAAGACCAUUCAGGGCGGACUAGACCCACCACCGAUAGGACCAGAGAAUGGGGGAUGGUACGGGGCUUGUUAUAGCACGUUUCCUGAUCGACCUCCCCUCGUGCCAAAGAACUUUAACAUGUUUGCGGCAUUGAACAGUCAACAGUUCCAAGCACUGUCGCCCAAGAACGUCUGCGGGACAUGCAUCGCCGUCACAAACACUCUUCUCGGCACCCGAGUCGUGCUGCAAAUCGUCGACAGCUGCCCUGGCUGUCCCCUCAACGGCAUUGACAUCUCCCAUCAAGCCAUGUCUGCACUCCUUGGCGGAAAACAGGGAUUAGUAGAUUACUCCACAUCACCAUGGGAUCCUGUCCACUGGGCACAAGCAGUUGCUGUCGGUAAAUUGUGGAGUGUGCAAUGGCAAGUGACCGAUUGCGCGGAACUACAAGAGGAUAAAACCUACCGGGUCGAUGGCGUACCUGCUGACCAGCAGAUUUUGGCCCAACGAGCCGUGUCGAUCCGGGCUGGGGUGACACUGUUCAAGAAGGCUGGAAAGUUGCAAAGGUUUUCGUGAAAGUGGUGUAUUUUCUUGAUAGCUUGUACUCUCAAAGAGCGUGUUACUAGUAUAUUUGUAUCUUAUGGAAAUAUUAUAAUGUUGUCACCC
Molecule: messenger RNA, 965 nt
Organism: Spizellomyces punctatus DAOM BR117
Lineage: Eukaryota; Fungi; Chytridiomycota; Chytridiomycetes; Spizellomycetales; Spizellomycetaceae
Exons: 3
Coding region: 180-875 (231 amino acids)
Source: RefSeq, a predicted model, not a curated record